Molecule: messenger RNA, 1128 nt
Organism: Fundulus heteroclitus (mummichog)
Lineage: Eukaryota; Metazoa; Chordata; Actinopteri; Cyprinodontiformes; Fundulidae
Exons: 3
Coding region: 125-1018 (297 amino acids)
Cellular component (GO): cytoplasm
Molecular function (GO): NAD+ poly-ADP-ribosyltransferase activity
Source: RefSeq, a predicted model, not a curated record
GAGGAGAAACCAAAGUGAAACAAGAUGCCUCCAUAUUUGGCGUUUCCUCCUGAAGGUAUAUAAGCGGGACGACUUCCCGCCUGCACUCUGAGACGGACGGAGGCAGAGGCAUUCCGACACCAACAUGAGCUGGUUACAGUGGGCUGAAAAGGACUUUGUCCUUCCUCCUGGAGUAAUUCCACUGCUUACCCCGCAGCCGGAUGACCACCAGACCUACAUCAUGUAUCACGGCACCAGCCGAGCGUGUGCUCAGCAGAUCCUUUGUACUGGUUUCCGUCAAUCUGAAGAUGGGAUGCUUGGUCGAGGGGUCUACCUCAGCAGAGACCUGCAGAAAGCCAGUCGCUACCCUAUUAAUCACCCUGAAGAGGACAAGGUGGUCAUCAAGGUAAUGGUCAACGUGGGGAAGGUGAAAGCCAUCAAUCAGAAGAAUCACCCUAUGCAGAAGACCUGGCAUCAGAAUCAAUACGACACCGCCUGGGUGCCGCCCGGCAAUCGGAUGGUGCCGAGCGGCCUGGAGGAGAACUGCGUCUGGGAUCCCCGUAGAAUCAGGAUCAUUGAUGUCCUUCCUCCUGGAGUAAUUCGACUGCUUACCCUGCAGCCGAAUGACCACCGGACCUACAUCAUGUAUCACGGCACCACCCGGGCACGUGCUCAGCAGAUCCUUAGGACAGGUUUCCAUCAAUCUAAAGAUGGGAUGCUUGGUCCUGGGGUCUACCUCAGCAGAGACCUGCAGAAAGCCAGUCACUAUCCUAUUGAUCAUCCUGAAGAGGACAGGGUGGUCAUCGUGGUAAAGGUGAACGUGGGGAAGGUGAAAGCCAUCAAUUACCAGACUCACCCUCUGCAGAAGACCUGGCAUUAUCACGGAUUUGACACCGCCUGGGUGCCGCCCAACUGUGGGAUGGUGCAGAGCGGCCUGGAGGAGAACUGCGUCUGGGAUCCCCGUCGAAUCGAGAUCAUCCGGCUGAUCAAACCCAAAGCUGUCCCAGCCCACCCUGGUUAUUCACAUGGUUACAUGUAAAAACAAGCAAGAAGUGCUUCAUUUGGUACAAUCAAAUGUUUUUUUUAUAUAUAUUUGGAUAGAAAACAUUUUGUAUUCUGUCAUUUUGACCUGAAAAAUAAAAGUUUAAA